AUGAAAGAAGCCAUGCCGGUCCUCACAGCAGGAGCGGGGCUGCAUGAAACGUUGGCCCUGCUGACGUCUCAGCUGCGUCCUGAUGCCAAUCACAAAGAGGACAUGGUCUUCCUCAAAGAUGUCUUCAGCGAGAGGAGCCUGGGAUACCUCAUGAAGAUUCAUGAGAAGUUGAGACAGUAUGAGCGACAGAGUCCAACACCCGUCCUCCACAGCGCCUCGUCUCUGGCAGAGGAUGUGGCGGAGGAGCUGCAGAGCGGGCCGAUGAGCACCGAGGAGAAGGAGCUGCUGCACCUGCUGACGUCACCGCAUCUCAAGGCCGUUCUCUCCGUGCACGACACCGUGGCCCAGAAGAACUUUGACCCCGUGCUGCCGCCGCUGCCGGACGACUUCGAGGACGAGCUGGAGGAAGAGUCGGUGAAGAUUGUGCGGCUGGUGAAGAACAAGGAGCCUCUGGGAGCCACCAUCAGGCGGGACGACGCUACCGGGGCGGUGAUCGUGGCUCGAAUCAUGAGAGGAGGUGCAGCUGACCGAAGCGGUUUGGUCCACGUCGGAGAUGAACUCAGGGAGGUGAACGGAGUCUCUGUGAUCCACAAGAGGCCUGAUGAGAUCAGUCAGCUGCUGUCCCAGUCCCAGGGCUCCAUCACUCUAAAGAUAAUCCCUGCCAUUAAAGAGGAGGACCGCCUGAAGGAGAGCAAGGUGUACAUGAGAGCCCUGUUUGACUACAUCCCGUUGGAAGACAAGGCGACUCCCUGCCAGGAAGCGGGACUUCCCUUCAAGCGGGGCGACAUCCUCCAGGUCGUGACCCAAGAUGACCCCACGUGGUGGCAGGCCAAGCGCGUGGGAGACAGCAACCUGCGGGCCGGACUCGUCCCCUCCAAACAGUUCCAGGAGAGGCGACUGGCCUACAGGAUGAAAAUGGGCACGCUCCCGAACCCCAAAUCCCCCAAAAAGCCCGUCUAUGACCAAGGAUGUGAUAAAGAGGACUGUGACUGUGAGGGCUAUUUCAAUGGACAGUACAUAGCUGGUUUACGGAGGAGUUUCCGUCUGAGUCGCAAGGACCGGCAAGGAUCCUCCGGGGAGGGCUCCGAUCCCGGAGACCCCGACUUCCUGACUUACGAAGAGGUGACCCGCUACCAGCAGAGGCCUCAUGAGAGACCCCGUCUGGUGGUCCUGAUUGGGUCUCUUGGAGCACGGAUCAAUGAACUGAAGCAGCGGGUGAUAGCUGAAAACCCACAUCGCUUUGCAGUGGCUGUACCACAUACGACCAGGCCCAAGAAGCCUCACGAGAAGGAGGGUGUGGAGUACCACUUUGUCACCAAACAGCAAUUUGAUGCCGAUGCUUUAAACAACAAGUUCAUAGAGCACGGGGAAUACAAGGAGAACCAGUACGGCACAAGUAUAGAGGCUAUCCGCUCUGUACAGGCCAAGAAUAAGAUGUGUGUAGUGGACGUGCAGCCUGAGGCCCUGAAGAGGCUGCGGACAGCGGAGUUCAAGCCCUAUGUGAUAUUUGUCAAGCCUCGUGUUCCCGAGAGCAGACGUCGCCGCAGCGCUGCCACCUCGCCAGGAGGGGGAGACCAUGGCCGCGUUACAGACGAAGACCUCCAGGAGAUGCGUCAGUCUGCCAUUCAGAUCGAUCAGCAGUAUGGACACCUGGUGGACCGAGUCCUGAUCAAGGAGGACUCGGCCAGUGCCUGUGCAGAACUGCGAGGUAUCCUGGAAAGGCUGGAGCGAGAGUCUUUCUGGGUGCCUGUCAGCUGGGUGCGGACCUAAACUUACCCCCCCCCCCCGCUUCCUCCAGAAGAACUUUACGAACGACCCACCCAAAUCCUGCACCGGUCCUCUCCUAACGAGCUGAUCCCCCUCCACCCCAAAAGGCCUGCUGGCCAGCCUGGGAGUCUGCUGGACUCCCUCCACGUGACUGAUGCAAGGCUGAUCAGACAGCCGUGAAACCGAGGCACCAAAGGGAGGGGAUGAUGUCAGAUGAAUACCUCAUCGUAUGGGGGUGUCGCAGCAGAUCGGCGGCUCUCCCGGCCGCUUAAAUGCCCAAAAAUCGGAGUCUUUACUGUCACUUCCUCAAGUCAAAUUUAUUCAGGUUCGGUUUUAAUUUAUUUAUUGACUUCAAAGACGAGGGACAGAUGAAGGUUUGUGGCUGAAGAAGCGUUUUAUUCCUCAGGCUGUCACUCUUUCUAGCUGCUGGAGGGUGUCAGGUUUGGGAUCCCACUCAGAGGAUUGCUCAGUCAGUCGGCUUUAUUGUGACUCUUGUUGGAGUACCUUUAGUAGCAUGUUUUUUUUAGUUUUAUUCAACUCAAUGCCAAUCGAAUGCUUCCUGUUACUUGUGACUGCUCCUGCAUCCUGUACAGUAUAAGAACCACUCAUAGAUUCAACAGGAGUGAUUGUUAUAUACAAGUGAAUGCCAUUUUUUUUUGCUAAAACCAUGAUUUCCACACUGACACAAGCAAAAUUAUAUCCAAAUGGAAUGUGAGAAUUUUAUUUUCUACAGAGCUGUUUGUUUUUAGGAAACGCAUGACAACUGAUUAUUUAAUCUCAGAUGUACAUACUGUAAAUGCGACUCCUCGUGUGCCAACGAAAGAUCUCGUAGCACUUCAAUGCAACCUGUUUACCGUCGAUCCCCGGGAACCCGCGUCUGUUUGUGUGUAGAAUAAUGCUGUGCACGAAGUUUGUGCGGAUGGAUGUCACAGUGUGUGUUCGCAUACGCCAACCUGAGAUGCUUCUCCGAUGUGCAGGAAUGGGGGUUUGUACAGUUUCCUUGCACAUGACUGCAGAAGAAGGGAGGGGUACUAGAUGUCUGUUUUCUUUCAUAAUCAGGGUUUUGUUUUAGCGAUGUCUCGUCAGACUGGAGAUACAACAUCCAAAGAUUUUACACAACUGGUGAAUAAAUCCAUCAACAGGGAAUUAAUUUGCAGCUAUCAGCAAUAUUCUGUUAAUUCAUUUAUUAAGUAAAAGAGCCAAUCACUCCCUGCUACAGCUUCUCAACAGUAGGGAUUUUGUUUGUUGUUUUGGAGUAACUUAGACUAAACAAGCAAUUUGAAGACAUCACCUUGAGUUUUAAGGUGACAUUUCUCACAUUUUAUAAAGAAAAUAAUGACUUGCAGCCCUAUUUUAAAUUUAGUCUGACACUGAGCUAAGACAGGAUAAAUCUGAUAUCAUCCUGGCAUAAGCAGAAGACAAAUACAGUCAUUUUUUUCCAGACCUACUUUAAAAACACUGAGAAAUCCCCACAUGUGCAGUGAAAGAGUUCCUGGUCGUCGUAAUUGCUCCUUUUUUCUCAAAUGGCCGUGAAAAACAUCCCCUCUGAACCACUUUAAUGAAAGCGAUCGGGAUCUGACAGCAGAGGUGCAAGUUAGCCAAGCCUUUCUGUUUCAAAGUGAUCUGUUUUUCCUCUGCUGCUGCUCUGCGGAAGCCUCGUAUUAGCUUCGGCUGACCUUAAGUCAUUUUUGCACAGAACAGAAGGGUUUAACCACUUCAGGAAAAAGAAAUUAUUACAGCGACCAAGAGCUCCUUCAAGGUACACACUGGCAUGUGAGUAUUACGUCAAGAUUGACUUGAAAAAAAGGUGAAACUGUCCUUUAAUGACACAGAUCUGUAUGGGAUGACAACAUUUAGGAUAAACUAUUAAUCCCUCGCUGGCAUUUUCUCAGUAUGUGUUGAAAAUGAAGCAGCUU
This is a messenger RNA of Chelmon rostratus (copperband butterflyfish), 3683 nucleotides long. RefSeq names its product membrane palmitoylated protein 3a (gene mpp3a). Gene Ontology annotation, molecular function: protein binding. Bases 1 to 1770 code for a protein of 589 amino acids. Gene Ontology annotation, cellular component: cell-cell junction; plasma membrane. NCBI's taxonomy places the organism in Eukaryota, Metazoa, Chordata, Actinopteri, Chaetodontiformes, Chaetodontidae. The record is from RefSeq and is a predicted model, not a curated record. The transcript has 18 exons.